Messenger RNA from Hydatigera taeniaeformis, 840 nucleotides. The record is from the annotation of a GenBank genome assembly. NCBI's taxonomy places the organism in Eukaryota, Metazoa, Platyhelminthes, Cestoda, Cyclophyllidea, Taeniidae.
AUGGAUGGUUCGUCCCCUCAUUCAAGUGAUCCCCACCAUAGAUGCAUCCAUUACGAUCCGAAGAAGCUCAAAAUCAUUUCAGGUGGGGUGUCAUCAAGACAGGCUUCUGCGUCACCUCCUCAACAUUCUAAUAUCGUACGCUUGUACGGCUACUUCUACGAUGUAAAACGAGUUUACGUGAUGUUGGAGUACGCACCUAGAGGCGAAUUGUCAAAAGACAUACAGAAGUUUAAUUUUUCUAACACUCGAUCCGCUACAUACGUCUAUCAACUAGCGCAUGCUCUUGAUUACUGUCAUGACCGUAGAGUUAUCCAUCGUGACAUCAAUCCUUCAAACAUCUUACUGGGUGCGAAUGGAGAGUUAAAGGUUGGUGAUUUUGGCUGCGCAGUUCACAGUCCAGGUUCUAAGCUCACUGCUGUUUGGGGCACGCUGUCCUACCUUGCGCCGGAAAUGACUUCUGUGGAUUCUAUGCACGAUUUCAAAUGUGACAUAUGGAGUCUUGGAGUUACGGCUUAUGAGAUGCUGUGCAAAAGAGUUCCUUUCGAGAAAACGUCUGAGAGGGAAACUUUGCUUGCAAUCCAAAAUGAUGAAGUCGACUUUAGCUUUAUAAAAUGUGGAGACGCCGUCCGUUUUUUAAAGCGAGUGCUAGAAAAAGAUGCAACAGUACGAAUCACAGCCGCAGAGGUAAUCCAGGACCCCUGGGUGAGUAAGCACAGCGAGGCCUCCCUUGUUCAGUGCCACGCUGCACUUGAAGACUGGGAGGUGGCAAAAGGCAUGACGGGUACAGCUUCAACGUCAGUCUGCGCGUCCGCCCCCAAAUUCGACUCGAUAGGACUUUGA